This is a messenger RNA of Cynoglossus semilaevis (tongue sole), 530 nucleotides long. Its product is annotated as zinc finger and BTB domain-containing protein 8A-like. Gene Ontology annotation, molecular function: DNA-binding transcription factor activity, RNA polymerase II-specific; RNA polymerase II cis-regulatory region sequence-specific DNA binding; protein binding. Lineage: Eukaryota; Metazoa; Chordata; Actinopteri; Pleuronectiformes; Cynoglossidae. The record is from RefSeq and is a predicted model, not a curated record. The annotation marks the transcript as partial. The transcript has a single exon. Gene Ontology annotation, biological process: regulation of transcription by RNA polymerase II.
ACAGUUAUCAACGCGUGGUUGUGUUUCUCCUGCAGGCAGCCUCAGAGGUGGUUCAACACGGCCGACAUCACGGUGGCUCACCAGACCAACCUGCUGAAGCAGCUGAAUCAGCAGCGACGUCAGGAGCUUUUCUGCGACUGCAGCGUGCUGGUGGAGGGUCAACUCUUCAGGGCCCAUCGUAACGUCCUGUUCGCCAGCAGCGGCUACUUCCGCAUGCUGCUGUCACAGGGGCCCGACGGACUGGCCGAGUCGGUCAACGCCACCUUCGACGCCUUCAGUCCCGAGACAUUCACCGUCAUCCUGGACUUCAUCUACUCGGGCCAGCUGGACCUUUCCAGUCACAACGUGAUUGAGGUGAUGUCUGCAGCCAGCUACCUGCAGAUGAACAAUGUCAUCAGCUACUGCAAGAACUUCAUCAAGUCCUCCUUGGAUAUCAGUGCAAAAGAUGAAGACAGUGACCGAUGCCUCAGCCUGUCAGAGACCUGCAGUUUCACCAGUGCAGCAGGGGAAGAGUCUUCAGAGCAGCAGCA